Messenger RNA from Micropterus salmoides (largemouth bass), 3287 nucleotides. Its product is annotated as leukotriene B4 receptor 1-like. Gene Ontology annotation, cellular component: membrane. Gene Ontology annotation, biological process: G protein-coupled receptor signaling pathway; immune response. Lineage: Eukaryota; Metazoa; Chordata; Actinopteri; Centrarchiformes; Centrarchidae. The coding region runs from base 1984 to 2880 and encodes 298 amino acids. Gene Ontology annotation, molecular function: G protein-coupled receptor activity. The record is from RefSeq and is a predicted model, not a curated record. The transcript has 2 exons.
AAUUAGCUUAUGUGUUUUUUCAUGUUUUUCAAUAACAAAAGUAACAAUAAUAAUAAUAAUAAUAAUAAUAAUAAUAAUAAUAAUAAUAAUAAUAAUAAUAAUAAUAAUCAACAAUAUUCAGGGAAAAUAGCCAACAUCUUUUUGGAUGGGGGGUGGUAAAGGACCUGGAUAAUGGAUAGGGGGGCGCUGGCCCAAAAAAGGUUGAGAACCACUGAGCUAGAGAAAAGCAGACGUCACCUACCCACACACGUCCUGAGGGAGAAGCGGGGGAGAGAGCGACUGAAAGGAGCAGUCAAGCUAUAUCCAGAUAGCGGCGCUGAAUAGACAACCAGUCUGCAACUCAUCUCUGACCCGAAGCGCUAAGGGAGGCUUUGAAAAGCAGAUGACUCAAAUGCAGGGGCGUCGGCUGAGGAGCCACAGAUGCUGAGCCGGAGGGAAGAGACAAAUGGAAGCAACAGUGAGGAUCCAGAAUUCCAAGUGCCACCAUAUGUGUUACAUCAGAAGGCCCAUUGGAAUAAAUCACUGGCAAGGAAGUGAUGAAGUGGAGCGCUGUGUGCAGCUGAAGAGGAUCGUCUUUGUCGGGAUUGAAAAAGACAACCAGAAGAAGGUUUGUCCCAGAAGAGUUCGAGAUGGAACUGGUGCAGGCCGCACAUGAAGCACUGGGCCUUGCAGGCACCGUGCCUGCACGGAAGGAAUUGGAGAAGCAACAACUUUGGGAUCCUCGAGGCCAGGCUCAUCGUGUCCCAUGACUGUGAAGUAUGUGUUCAAUACAUUGCAGGUUGUAAGGGAAAGAAGAAGGAUGUCUUCACCACAAAGAGCACCAUAACGGUGCUAGAAAGAAGAAGGAAAUCCAAGGGGUUGAGCAGCUCAAGCCAAUUCCAAGCUUGAAGAGAACCAGGACAACACACACAACUUACCACCCUACGUCAGAGGUCUAUGGUGUGGUAGCCUUAAGAACAACCUCAGGACUCUAGGCAGGCAGAGGUCUGAGGAAGCUGAAAUGUGGGAAAGAAGCAUUCAGAAAAGGAAGUGGGUGACUUCAUGCUCACCGAAGAUUAGCAUCGGAGUGUCAAAGACAGCCAGUGAUCUUAAGGAGGGAGUGCCAAAUAAGUUGAGAUCCCACUGCUCUUGCUAUCAGGUCACAAAGAAUAAAGCUGGAGCCUUUCUCCCUUUAGUAACAACAGUGAGUGAGAAAAGGGAAGUGCAACAUAUUUCCUUCUGUAAAACACAGAUCUUAGCAAUGCUAUAAGCACUAUACUGAAUAAUGAUUAAAACAAAGAUGAUUUGGUAUUAAAACAUGAUGUGAUGAUGACUGAAAAUAAGGUAAAUUGAAGAUAAAUAAAUCUUUUGAUUGUAAAAGAAAUAAUAUGGUCAAAGUAUGGAGUUAAGGUUAAACCACUGUGCGAAAGGUCACUGAGUUUGGGUGAAGACAUGACUAUGAGUCAGCAGCAGAGACAGGGAUGGAAAAGGAGAAGUGGAAGGACAAAAGAUGAAGAUAUCCUGAAACCCCCACCCCCUGCUGCAUUUUUUAUUUUUACUUCUGUGUAGGUGUUGUUGUGAAAAACAUCUGAUAAUACCCCACCCCCCUCUAUAUAAAGAAUAGUCAGACAUAUCUCGGCAGAUCUCAAAUGCAUCUGAUUCAGAGCAGAAACAUCACCGCACAGGACUAAAGCUUACAACAAGAGUUGGGGAUUUGAACAGCAAUAGUUUUCUUCAGUGGACUUCAGGAGAUUGAGCCACAGAGGAUAACCACAACCAACCAUCCGAAGAAUUAUUGGACUCUAAAGUUUCGCUCUUUCAACUGUAACAUUGACUGAAGAUUUUUAGAGACAUUUUGAGGGCUUUGGACAAAGCGUCAUCGACAAGAGUCUACGGCUCCGCAGCGAAGGAAGGAUUUCACUGGCCAGGAGAACUCCUUCCUGUCCCUUUCUCUCCAAAAGAAGACAUCUAAAUCACUCCAGCUCAGCUAACCAGGUUUGCAGCAUGGAACAACUCAACUCCACUGUGGUCACUUCUAACACCUCCUCCUUUCCUGCACAUCCACCUCCCGAAUUGUGGAACUCCCGAGGUCUGGUCCCUGCGGUAAUGCUGUCCCUCUGCUUCACGCUAGGAGUUCCUGGAAACAUUGCUGUGAUCAUCCUCAAACCAAACUGGCACCACCUGUCCAGUGUGAGCCAGAGUUUGAUGCUGAAUUUGGCCAUAUCAGACUUGCUCUGCCUGCUCACCCUGCCAGUGUGGAUAUACACUUUUCUGUUCAGCUGGACCCUCGGCCUGGUGGCCUGUAAGCUCCUAGCGUAUCUAGUGUACUGCAGCCUUUAUGGUAGCCUGCUGACUGUGACGGUGCUGAGUGUCCAGCGCUACCUACAGGUGGUGUACCUGCAGACGUACUUACAUCAGGUCAGAAAGAAGAGGCUGCUGGUUCUGCUCUGGCUGGUUGUGAUGAUCCUGUCCAUCCCUACUUUAGUGGUUUCGCUAGUGACCACGGAUCAGGACUGGACAGAAUGCCAAUCUCACUACUAUUCCCACAACCAGGAUGUAGCCAUGCUGCUGAUAGAGUCCCUGGUGGGAUUAGUUUCAUUUUCUGUCAUUGCAUUUUCAUAUAUCCACCUCCACAGAAAAGUGAACCAGGCAGCUUUCUUCAACAACCCACAGAUGACCCGGCUGGUUGCAAGAAUCAUCGUGACCUCCUUUGUCCUAUGGAUGCCACAUCAUAUCAUAAAUGUGCUUGGUGUGGCAGCUUUUUUGCUCAACAACAAGGGCCUGUUGAAGUUUUGUAUAAACAGCUGGAACAUCACUGGAGCACUGGUAUUUGUGAACAGCUGCCUGAAUCCACUCCUUUAUGCUUUUGCUUCUAGAAACCAAAACACUGAACAACCAUAAUGUUAAUGCAGAAGCUCACCGUUCCAGGAAGUCUAACCACUGAAAUAGCAUGAUGAUGAUGAUGAUGAUAAGCCACAAGAUAACAGCAGAGCGUGUAGAACUAUGACGAUGAUAGCACUUAAAGAAAAUCUUUAAGUAAAAUGCAAUACAGAGACCUGCCGCAUCAACAACCGCAUGAAGCACUCGGCAGGUGGUCCGUGUUCCGAGCUGUCAGCGCAAGACUCCGGCAAGAUGAGAGGAGGUGGACUCUGUGUUUUACAUCGAUGGUGCUUGGUGCACAAACGCAGUCACACAGGAUGGACUCUGUUUCCCAAAUGUCACACUGUUUAUUGUGAAGAUGAAACUUUCAUGUUAUCAUCUGGUUGCUGCUGUUUACAUUCACCCCAGAUGCACAUUCAAAAAAUGCA